This is a messenger RNA of Arachis ipaensis, 4174 nucleotides long. NCBI's taxonomy places the organism in Eukaryota, Viridiplantae, Streptophyta, Magnoliopsida, Fabales, Fabaceae. The record is from RefSeq and is a predicted model, not a curated record.
GUCUAGGCUAGGAGAGAAGAGGACUCUCAAAGUUCCUCUGUUGUCUUUUACUAUUCUACUGUAUUUCUAUAUUUCCCUUAAAAUAAAUUCCAGUGUAACAACUGGUAUCAAAGCACCGAUCUUAGGUGUUCUGUGCAUGGUUUCCACGCGAGCUGCCAUGGAGUCGAGGUUGGAAGUCUUGGAGAAGCAAAUGGAGGAGAUGAGGGAGGCCCAGAAUCGUUUGCUGGAAGCUCAAAACCGAUCAUUUGAACUCUUAUCCACCAACCUGCUGAGACAGGUGAGGGAAAUGUUUUCGCAACAACACCAUGACCAGGGAGGAAACGGGGCUGGAGGGAGAAACGGGGGAGAUGGAGAAGGUUCAGAAGGCAGAGGCGGUGGUAAUAAUGAAGGUGAAAUAGAACAGAGGAGAUUUGAGCCUACCAGGAAGCUUGACAUUCCUAUCUUCUCAGGAGAUGAUGCAAAUGGCUGGCUGGUGAAGAUGGAAAGAUAUUUUCGUGUCACCCAGGUGGCUCCGACAGAAAGGAUGGACUUUGUCACUCUUGCUUUGGAGGGAAAGGCUCUCGCAUGGAUGGAGUGGUGGGAAGAAUACACACCAUUUCAGACAUGGAGACGAUUCAAGGAGGACUUAUUGAAACGUUUUCAACCUGGAGCUGCUCUCAACCCCAUGGCUCCGUUACUAGAGGUGAAACAGGUGGAGGUCGUCGCUCAGUAUAGGUGAGAGUUUGAGGCUGCAGCACGAACGCAAAGAAACUUGCGAACAGAGGCUCUCAUGUGCAUCUUUGCAAAUGGACUGAAAAAGGAAAUUCAGGCGGAGUUGGAGUUGGAGGUGGCUCGGUUCGAUAAUUUACCAGCUUUAAUGGAUAGAGCUACGCUAUUGAAUGGAGAAAUCAAGCAUGGAAGGAGACUGGGGUUGACCCUAACGGCAGGAGGGUGGAGGGGUUGACGAAAGGGAGCGGAUCAGGCAGAUCCGGUUCGGUGGGAGCUAGAUUUGGAGUUUUCAAAAAUCCUAGUUCGGCGAAGUACAACACCCACGGCGGCAGAGGCGAAUCGAGGGGAGAGAUUGGAUCCAACACAAACAGAGGCACCCCUACUCCUCGUACAGGCUUCAACACCAGUUCGAACGGAGGCAGCAGCGCUUCUCAUUCGCAGACGACUUGUAACAGCGGCACACGGAGGCUCUCGAACGAAGAGUGGGCAGAGAGACAGAGGAAAGGGUUGUGCUUCAAAUGUGGAGAGAAGUGGGGACCUGAUCAUAGGUGCUCCAUGAAGCACUAUCAAAUCAUACUCCUAGGAGAAAAUGCAGAAGGAGACGUAGGGAUGAACCAAGAGGCCCAUGAAGGGGAACUUGAACGGGAAGAGCUGCAAUUGUCAUCAUACAGCUAUUGGGGACUUACUACUCACAAGACCUUUAAGGUUCAAGGGGAGAUUCAGGGCAGAACAGUGGUGGUGCUCAUCGACCCUGGGGCUUCGGCAAAUUUCAUUGCCACCGAGAUGGUUAGGCGGCUGGUGUUACCGGUGAGAAAGAUAAGGGAGUUUCAAGUGGAGGUGGGGAACGGUGCUAUGGAAAAGGGGAAUGAAGGCUGUGAAGGAGUUCACUUGAAUAUUCAAGGGUCCAAAUAGUCCAAAACUUCUUUGUAAUGAAGCUGGGUUGUUCGGAGGUGGUGUUAGGAUCAGGAUGGCUGGCGAGUCUAGGGAGGUUUGUGGGAGAUUAUGGAGAAUUAACAUUGAACUGGAAGCAAGAUGGCAGGCAAAUGCAACUAAAAAGUAUCCUUCCUUGAGCAGAAGCAGGGCUUCAUGGAAGAAGACUUUGCACGCUCUGAAAAGUGAUGGGGAGGGUUAUGUUAUCACCACCAAGGUUGCUGCCACCGAGGAGCGAGAGCAAGAGGUGAUUUCUGCUGAAGCUAAACAAUUUCUGCAACAAUAUGGGGACUUGUUUCAGACCCCUAUAGGCCUCUCACCCAAACGCGAGAAGGACCAUGCAAUCAUCUUGAAGGAAGGGUCAGAAAUUCCUCGCAUCAGAUCCUAUAGAUAGCCACAAUAUCAGAAAACCAAGAUUGAGAAAAUUGUAGAAGAGAUGCUGAAUUCUGGCAUCAUACAUCCGAGCACUAGCCCGUUCUCAAGUCCGGUGAUCCUAGUUAAAAAGAAAGAUGGAGGCUGGCGAUUCUGCGUAGAUUACCAAGCAUUGAAUUGAGAGACCAUAGCUGAUAAAUUCCCAAUUCCGGUGAUUGAUGAGCUGCUAGACGAAUUGGGAAAUGCAAACAUAUUCUCUAAGCUAGACCUCAAGUCCGGCUAUCACCAACUAAGGAUGAGAGAAGAUGACAUCCACAAAACCGCUUUUCGAAUUCAUGAAGGACACUAUGAGUUUCUCGUGAUGCCCUUCAGGCUCACAAACGCUCCUUCCACUUUCCAAGUACUCAUGAAUCAGGUGUUGUGACCAUUUUUGAGGAAGUUUGUUGUGGUUUUUUUCAAUGAUAUACUCGUCUAUAGCUUGAGUUUGGAAGAACAUUGAGGUCAUUUGCAGCAGAUUUUUGAAGUCCUCCGGCGCAACCAGCUCUAACUCAAUAAGAAGAAAUGCAAAUUCGCCCAAGAACAUAUUGAAUACCUGGGUCACAUUAUAUCCAAAGAAGGAGUGGCAGCAGACCCCAAAAAGGUUCAAGACAUGGUGGAUGGGCCAGUUCCAAGGGACCCCAAAGGGUUGAGGGGAUUCCUUGGGUUAACCAGUUACUAUUCCCGUUUCGUGACGAAUUAUGGAGGCAUAGCUUGGCCCCUUACACAACUACUGAAAAAUGAUCAAUUCAAGUGAGGUAAUGAGGCACAAGCAGCUUUCGAAGCACUCAAGACUGCCAUGGUGACAGUCAAGGUGCUGGCUGUCCCUUCAUUUUCAAAGCCCUUCGCAGUGGAAACUGAUGCUUCCGGGAAGGGAAUAGGGGCAGUACUUCUACAGGAAGGCAGGCCGGUGGCUUACAUGAGUCAGAAACUUUCUGAACAAGCUCAAGCUAAAUCUGUUUAUGAGAGGGAGUUGAUGGCUAUAGUCUUGGCAAUUCAAAAAUGGAGGCAUUACCUCUUGGGUCAACGGUUCACUAUUUAUACGGACCAGAAGAGUCUUAAAUUCUUUCUUGAUCAGAGAAUCGGAGGCAAGGAACAACAGAAGUGGAUGACCAAGUUGCUUGGGUUUGAUUUCGAAAUAAAAUACAAGGCAGGGAAAGACAACCAAGUAGCUGAUGCCCUCUCCAGAAAACUCCAAUUUGCUGUUGUUUCCAUGGUUUCAGCUGAAUGGGCAAACUUAGAAGAGGAGGUGCAACAUGACCCAAAACUCAAGAGCAUUAUGCAAGAUCUGAUUUUUGGAAAGGAGGUUACUGCUGGAUAUGCAUUUAAAAAUGGGAGGUUGCUGCACCAAGGGCAUUUGGUUAUUCCAAGGUAUUCGAAGUUGAUUCCCAAGAUAUUGGAGGAAUUCCAUGACACAAAGUUGGGAGGAUAUUCUAGUUUUUUCCGAACUUAUAAGAGGAUAGCUGGAGUACUGUAUUGGGAGGGAAUGAAGAAGGCCAUCAUGGAUUACGUGAGACAAUGUGAAGUAUGCCAAAGGAACAAACAUUCCACCUUGACUCCAAGCUGGGCUGCUAUAGCCACUCCCUCUUCCGACAAAUAUUUGGCCAGAUAUAGCUAUGGACUUCAUUGGAGGCCUACCAAAGGCACAAGAGAAGGACACCAUCUUCGUUGUGGUUGAUAGGAUGACGAAGUACGCUCAUUUCUUUCCCUUAUCUCACCCUUAUUCAGCAAAGGAAGUUGCAGACCUGUUUGUGAAAGAAGUGGUGAGACUUCAUGGGCUCCCUACAUCGAUUGUUUCCAACCGUGACCGGCUGUCCAUGAGUGGUUUCUGGUCCGAAAUCUUCAAGGCAGCAGACACAUCAUUAAAGAUGAGCUCAGCCCAUCAUCCCCAAACGGAUGGGCAAAGCGAGGCAGUCAACAAGUGCGUGGAAACUUACCUCAGGUGCUUUGCGGGGUCUACGCCAAAGCAAUGGCCCUGAUGGCUGAAUUGUGCAGAAUAUUGGUAUAACACCAAUUAUCAUGGGUCGAUCAAAAUGACCCCCUUCAAGGCCCUUUAUGGAAGGGAACCCCGGUUCUGUUGCGGGGUCAGGGCAAAGCUGCGGUUGAAGAAGUAAGAAAUCUUAUGGAG